This is a messenger RNA of Plectropomus leopardus (leopard coralgrouper), 471 nucleotides long. Its product is annotated as neuropeptide B-like. Gene Ontology annotation, biological process: feeding behavior; G protein-coupled receptor signaling pathway. The record is from RefSeq and is a predicted model, not a curated record. Lineage: Eukaryota; Metazoa; Chordata; Actinopteri; Perciformes; Serranidae. Gene Ontology annotation, molecular function: G protein-coupled receptor binding.
CAGUCAGAGGUGCGCAGGACCAAAGUCUCGGUGCUCGACAUGGAGAUGCCAGCAAGACUCGUGUUCCCCAUCGUGGUGAUCUCCGUGCUAGUGGCUUGCAGUCCGACAGAGGCAUGGUACAAGCAGAUGGCCGGUCCCAGCUACUACUCGGUGGGCAGGGCGUCCGGCUUGCUGUCCGGUAUCCGGAGGUCACCGUACGUCAGGAGAGCCGAGCCGGAGCCGUCAGACGGCGAACAGUUGGCGACCAACAGCGUGUUUCCUGAAUUCACUCCGCAAACUUUCAUCCUGAAGACGAUGCCAAUUUGCAUCAAAGAUAUCACACCAGACCUGCAGAGCUGUGAACUCUUCCAGGAAAUCAAGGGUUCAUUUAAGUGCAAAGCGGACAUCUUCCUCACUCUGGACUCUGCAGACUGUACAGCAGACUGAGUAGUAAAGCCGACAGCUCGGCUGGAUGAUGAAGCCUCCUUCUUG